AUGGGGUCACGAAUAUUUUCGCCCAGAAGGCUCUACUCAGCGCUAAGCGAACUUAAAACAGAAACCGUGAUUCCGAAGAACCCUAACAAGCGCACGCGCGAUGGAUCUUUCAGGAAGUUCAAGCGGGUGGCUCCCGCUAUUGGAGAUAGCAUGCAUCCAUUCUAUAGCCCCAACAUCAUGGAAAGAGCAAUACUAUGUGCUUCAGAAAUAAAGCCCGAGUUGCUGGACGGACAACCUAUAGUUCCCGCUGUCAUUAAACAGCUAAAAACGCUGGAGCCCGCCCUUGUCAACACAAGGUGGCAGCCUCAAAGCACCCAAGGUUUGAACGACUGGUUAGAACCCUUCAGGAAAAUGAGGCGGAAAAGUUCUCCACUAAAGUUAAUUGAGAAUCAUGAAAUUGAUAACGUUAUAAGACCUAGCAGAAUAGAUUCGGGCCGGAUCCCAGAGCUUCGAAAGUUCGCGUUAAUGUUCGAAAAAGAAGAUGCUGGCAUUUUGAGUGCUUCAACUAUUGGAAGCUUGAUUGACAGGCUGGCCGCCGAUCAAGAAAAAGCUGUUUUCAGUGAAGAAGUGUUUUUAUACAUUCUUCAACAUUACUGCAAGUCCAGUCAAGGUAUUGCUAGCGUAGUGGAUUCUAUCACAGAGUUUUUGCACAAGGACAUAGAUGACUUGAAAACUGCAGAGACCCUUUUAGCUCAUGUUCUAAUGGCUCUGAGGCGUAACUCUAUUCCGCUAACCCCAAGGGCAACGUCAGCAAUAUUAAAACUGAUAGAUUCGGUAUCUACAAGAUUCCACAGGCCAUUUUGCGUUGUCGACUUUUCGCCUGCAGUGGUACAGAUGACCACAGAGUUCUACGUGGACUCUGGUUUUCUAAAAGAAAGCAAAGUCCUUUUUACAGACAUGGUCAACAAAGAAAGGUGUCCAAGUGCGCAGUUAGUGGAAAAGUACUUGGGACUCAUCGAAAGCGUAUGCGGAAUAAGCACAUCUGACAAUGACUUUUUGAAGAAGUUUGUGUACAUUUCUAACUUCAGGCCCAUUUUCCAAACAACAAUGACGCCGCGGAUAACAGAGUUUUUGGUAUCGUAUUGUCGACACUUUGAUGAAAUUCUAUCUCUACUAGUCCUCGUAGAUCACUCGAAAGUCAAAAAACAAAUUUGGGAUUUGGUUCUUCCCCAAAUGAUAAGAAGGGUUUCUCUACUCACAAAAGACUCAGCCAAGAAUUGUUGUCACCUCACAGUCCUUUAUCAAAAAGCCAGCCGCUUCUAUGGAAUGCCGCUAUCUACUAAAGUCAAUAAGGCUUUCAUCAUCCAAUAUGCUGUAAACGGCAAUUUUGCAAUGGUCGCACGGCUGUUAUCCAUUAUUGACUCUAAUGCGUUUCCAAGUUUCUAUGCAAGCGUUCUUGCUGCUUAUGACCAAAGCAGUGCGUUCAGCAUGGAGGUUCCUUCUUCGGGGGCUGCUUUGAAAAAUAAGCAUCAGUUUAUGACAUCCAUGAUUAUCCCGCAUUACACAGAAAUUUCAUUUGUUGGAAGGCAAUUAGCAUUGAAGCACGCAGAUACGGAAGAACUUCUUGAGCAAGUUUUGAAGGCAGAGAUUGCCAUCAAGGGCAGAGGGGGGAAGUCCCUGCUUCCUCAGGUCUCGUUAAAAGCACAGGACUGUAAGUCUAACUAUAUUAUCACAGAGGCUGAAAAAUGUUUACAGCAUUAA
Messenger RNA from Lachancea thermotolerans CBS 6340, 1701 nucleotides. It is a transcript of the gene AEP1, whose product is annotated as Aep1p. Lineage: Eukaryota; Fungi; Ascomycota; Saccharomycetes; Saccharomycetales; Saccharomycetaceae. The transcript has a single exon. Gene Ontology annotation, biological process: regulation of translation. The record is from RefSeq and is a predicted model, not a curated record. Gene Ontology annotation, molecular function: translation regulator activity. The coding region runs from base 1 to 1701 and encodes 566 amino acids.